Loa loa (African eye worm) is the source of this 288-nucleotide messenger RNA. RefSeq lists its product as hypothetical. The transcript has 2 exons. Lineage: Eukaryota; Metazoa; Nematoda; Chromadorea; Rhabditida; Onchocercidae. The record is from RefSeq and is a predicted model, not a curated record. Bases 1 to 288 code for a protein of 95 amino acids.
AUGGAAAACAAAAAAAAAAAUAAGACAGAGAGAGAGGGAGAAGAGGCAACAAAAAAAAGAAAAACUACAACAACAGUAACAGCAGUAACAACUACUAUUAAUAUUACUACUAUUACUGCUACUGCUCCUACUAUUACUACUGUAACAUUAACAUCAACAGGAGUAACAACAACUAUUGAUAUAACAACAACCGCUACUACCACUAUUACUACAGCAGUGACAAAAACAAUAACAACUAUACUACUAUUCCUACAAUUAUUACUACUACUACAACAGCAACUGUUAUAG